UCCAUUCCAGAACAAACACCACUAUACUAGGUACCAGUCGCUGUUAUAUUAACAUGCCUUCCAACCAGAUGAGCAAGUCGGAUGCUUCCCGCAUCCAAUCCACCCAAGCCCAAGGUGGAAAAGAUAUGAGCUCUGGUGGCUUUGCUGCUCGAGCUCAAGGUGCUGCCGAUCGCAAUGCCAACGCUGCAGCAUCCAGCACCCGUUCCUCUCAGGGCCCGUCAGCGGGAACCCACCAAAGUGGCCAGCAGUCCACGCCCGGAAAGAGAUAAGCUCAUGAAGUAGCACAAGAUCUCACAGUUUCUUAUGGCCAUGAUAUCAAUAUGGAACUUUUUGAUUGGGUUCUGUCUUGAGCACACAUGAAUACGAAGCUGGUUAUGCCUCGUUCGACAGUUGUUGCGGGGUGCUUUCUCUGGGUGUGUCGGUCUGUUCUUGACGCAUUAGCUACCAGAGAUCUGCAUAUGGAAGCCUGAAAUUCCGAGAAAUCUUACACAUUGAACAAACUAGCAUCCGUGUGGCAGCUUUUUCCCUGGGUUAAGAGGAAGCCGUAGCCAUAAUGCUGGCGUCAGG
Molecule: messenger RNA, 567 nt
Organism: Aspergillus piperis CBS 112811
Lineage: Eukaryota; Fungi; Ascomycota; Eurotiomycetes; Eurotiales; Aspergillaceae
Exons: 2
Coding region: 54-269 (71 amino acids)
Source: RefSeq, a predicted model, not a curated record